Rubroshorea leprosula is the source of this 2652-nucleotide messenger RNA. The record is from the annotation of a GenBank genome assembly. NCBI's taxonomy places the organism in Eukaryota, Viridiplantae, Streptophyta, Magnoliopsida, Malvales, Dipterocarpaceae.
GAGAUUCGCGCCUGAGGUGAGAGAGAAAACGAUCUCCUCCUCCCCAGCCCCAGCGGGUCAGGCUGAUUUUUUAGCAAAGGCGGCGAGAGAGAACAGAAUUUAUUGAUAUGAUAUGAUGUGCUAUCUGAUCAUUCACCAUCAUUGAUACCUUUUAUUUCUUUCCUCUGUUUCUAUCUGAUUUUAUGGAUGAAAUUUUUUUAUUAACCACUUUGUUGGGUUGAGUUGGGAAUGGAAUGGCAACAGUCAGGAGUUUGAGGCGGAGGAGGUCAGCCAGAGUCAGAGAUAUUGUUGUUCUUCUUCACUAAUGAAUGCUGUAACUGCUGACUGCUGUUGAUGUUUGGUUGGCUUUAGCGUGUUCUUGAUGUUGAGUUUAAGUGGACAAGGUUUCCCUUAGAAACUGCCAUUCCCUGGUCUCCGUUUCUGUUUGGUUUUCAACUGACAGUGCAAGGGAGAGAGAAAGCUCGAUUCUUGGUAUAUCAUAUAUAACUUAUGUCCAUCUCCAGAGCAAACAGAGGUGACUUCUUCUUGCUAGCGUGAAGGGUUUCUUGGGUUUUUGGUGUUUUCGAAAGGGUAUUGCGGAGAAGCACGAAGAUGAAGUUUAUGAAGCUUGGGUCCAAGCCGGAUGCCUUCCAAGCUGACGGAAAAUGCACCCGGUACGUGAAAUCUGAUCUGUCAGCAGAUGUCAUCAUUAAUGUUGGUGAAGUGAAAUUUCACCUUCACAAGUUCCCUCUUUUGUCUAAGAGCAACCAUUUGCAAAAACUAGUUCUCAAAGCCAAUGAAGAGAGCUCUGAUGAAAUUACCAUGGCUGAUUUCCCGGGGGGGCCAAAAGCAUUUGAAAUUUGUGCAAAAUUCUGUUAUGGGAUGACAGUUACUCUAAAUGCAUAUAAUGUUGUGGCAGCUCGUUGUGCGGCUGAGUACCUAGAGAUGACUGAAGAUGUUCAUCGGGGAAACCUGAAUUUUAAAAUUGAAGUGUUUCUAAAUUCAAGCAUUUUCCGCAGCUGGAAGGAUUCCAUCAUUGUUCUCCAAACCACAAAAUGUCUUUCACCGUGGUCUGAAGACCUGAAGAUUGUUGGAAGAUGCAUUGACUCCAUUGCAUCCAAAACCUCUGUGGAUCCUUCAAAUAUCACUUGGUCCUACACAUAUAAUCGAAAGUUAUCAGCUCCUGACAGAAUAGUUGAAGAAGGUAUGAAAUUCCAAGAGAAGAUUGAAUCUGUCCCAAAGGAUUGGUGGGUUGAAGAUAUUUGUGAGCUGGACAUUGAUCUUUAUAAGCGAGUCAUAACUGCCAUAAAAUCGAAGGGAAGAAUGGAUGCUACAAUGAUUGGUGAAGCAUUGAGGAAUUAUGCUGUCAGAUGGUUACCAGAUUCUGUUGAAGCUUUGGUUGCUGAUUCACAUUCUUGGAGAAACAAGUUGCUAGUGGAAACAUUACUAUUCUUAUUGCCUUCGGAUAAGGGUGUGGGUUGUUCAUGUAGUUUCUUGCUGAAACUGUUGAAAGUUGCUGUUUUGAUUGGGGUGAAUGAUUCAUCACGGGAAGACUUGGUGAAGAAGAUCAGUCUAAAGUUGCCUGAGGCUUCAGUCAAAGAUUUAUUGAUCCCAGCACAGUCUCCACAAACUACCUUGUAUGACGUUGAAUUGGUGAAGUGUCUUGUGAAACAUUAUUUCGUGCAUGAAAAUUGUGGUCAAAAGUUAGUAGAUGUCAUGAAGAAUGAUGGUUUUGGAUGUGAUGAUUUUGUACUAGGGCAUGGAUCCUUGUUGGAUGUUGGUAAAUUAAUAGACGGGUAUCUUGUCGAAAUUGCCCAUGACCCAAAUUUUGAUCCCACUACUUUCAUUGAUUUGUCACGAUCUAUUCCAGAGAUGGCAAGACCAAUUCAUGAUGGACUAUACAAAGCUAUUGACCUGUACUUGAAGGAGCACCCGACAUUGGAAAAGGGAGAAAGAAAAAAGAUAUGUGGGUUGAUGGAUGUCAAGAAACUAAGUAUGGAUGUAUCCAUGCAUGCAGCACAGAAUGAGCGACUUUCACUCCGGAUUGUGGUUCAAGUUCUCUACUUUGAGCAGGUUAGAGCAGCUGCUGGGGUUCAAGCUCUUAACAAUAAUCCUAGUGAUGUUUCUCGUUCCACAAUUGCAAACACAGACGAAGAAUGGGACAAGACCACUGAUGCAAAUGAAGAUUGCUACUCCCUCAAGAAAAAUAUGAGUCAAAUCAAGAUAAAGAACGAAGAUUGCCAAAAGAAUGACAAGCUGACCAAGACGAGUAGCAAAACUAGUAAAAGCCUUAUCCAGUUACUCCCAUCACGGUCGAGAAGAAUAUUCAAUAAGCUGCGGGUGGUGGGCAAAGGUCAGUCAGAGAAUAGAAGCUCUCAGAUAUCCGUGAGUUCACAAAGCCUAGCUUCAUUGGUUCCCGGAGAUACCAAGUCCUCUGGUUCAUCUGCCAGACGCAGGAGAUAUUCAAUAUCCUAGGGAAGCAUGUGUCGAGCAGCUGAGUUCCACUAAUCAGGUGAAGAAGAUUCAAUACUGAUGGGAAUAGGGAAGCGUAAAACGGUAGUAGGAUUUGGUAGUAAUUAACUUGCAUGGUUUAUCUUAUUGUGUACUAUUAGCAUUCCACUAAUGAGGUCUAGGAUAGGAGCAGAAGAUUUGUAAUAAGUUCUAUUGGAUGUU